AGUAAUCUAUCUGCAUUCGUCACGGAACUUCCUCCCCGGCCGAUCAAUCGCACCCGCGACAGCGGGCGGGCGGGAGAGGCGGGUCCAGGCAGCCGAUGUGUGAGCACAGCCUAGUCUUACUGCUGUACGAGUGGGAGCGGGAACGAGAGUCGCUGCAUCCCAGGCAGUGUGUGCGGAUCGUUCACCCACCUACGGAACGCCUAGUGUCUGCGGACCGUCUCCCGCUGCCCCCGGCACUGAUUGCGGAGCAGACCCCGCUCCCGGCACCAGACGGGUGAUGCUGCUGGGAUUUCCCGGGAGUCCGGUGCCGUGGUGACGGAGUCAGAGGGAGGGAGAGAGGGGGCGUGUCGUGGGCGGUGGCGAUGGAGCUGCAGGAGGAGGUCGGUUCUCUAGACUGAAUUCAGAGGCCGGUUCGCCGACACCAUGCCGGUCCGCCGGGGCCACGUCGCGCCUCAGAACACUUACCUGGACACCAUCAUCCGCAAGUUCGAGGUCCAGAAUCGGAAGUUUCUUAUUACAAAUGUUCGGAUGAAAAAUUGCGCAAUUAUCUUCUGCAAUGAUGGCUUUUGCGAAAUGUUCGGCUACUCCAGGGUGGAGAUCAUGCAGAAACCUGGCACUUGUGAUUUCCUGACCGGACCAGCCACCCCAGAGAGUGCCAUGGCUCAGCUGGCGCAAGCACUGCUCGGGUCGGAAGAGGCGAAAGUCGAACUGCUCUACUACAGGAAAGAUGGCUCGUGCUUGCCCUGUCUAGUGGACGUGGUCCCGGUCAAGAAUGAGGAGGGGGCGGUUGCUAUGUUCAUCAUGAACUUCGAGGAGCUGAGGGGCGCCACGCACAAGCCAGGCAGAGGGCGGAAUCACAAGCUGGCCCCGGACUGCUGCACUUCCAGCCGAGGGAAGGUCUUUAAGCUGAAGCUGCCCUCUCUGCGGACCAUGACCCUAAGCCAGCAGUCCCUGGCCAAAGAGGGCUUUGAUGCAGUGGCAGAUGACCAGCCGCAGUCGGACCGAGACUCACUGGCCAUGCAGGACCUGCGGGGUCCCCGUGGCGACAACUGUGCGCAGCCCAAGACCGCUGAGUGGGAAUCUCUGACGGAUCUCCUCGACCAUUCGGCUGUGUGUGAUCCCUCGCCGGGACGGGGCCAGGAUCCAGACCUCCGAUGUACCAACUCUAAUCUGAUACAGAUCCAGUCCGGGGAGAGCUGCCCCAGCAUCAGGAGGGCCUCCUCCGUCGACAACAUCGAGAUGAUGAGGAACAAGUUCGAGAAGAAAUUCAAGGAGAAGAAACCACCUUCAGGUAAGGGGAUCUCAUUCUGUGGCACAAAGGACAAUUCACAUCCUCUUCCAGCAGGAGCAAAGAACUUUAAACCAAACCUGCUGAACUCCACGUCAGACUCGGACCUGAUGAAGUAUCGGGCGAUCAGCAAAAUCCCACAAAUCACACUCAACUUUGUGGAUUUUAACCCUGACAUCAUCUUGACACCUUCACCCACUGAGAUUGAGAUCAUAGCACCGAGCAAAGUGAAAGAGAGGACACAGAAUGUCACAGAGAAGGUCACACAGGUCCUGUCACUGGGUGCGGACGUGCUGCCAGAGUACAAGCUGCAAGCCCCUCGCAUUCACAAGUGGACCAUCCUUCACUACAGCCCCUUCAAGGCAGUUUGGGACUGGCUGAUCCUGCUGCUGGUCAUAUACACCGCCAUCUUCACCCCCUACUCCGCUGCCUUCCUCCUCAAUGACCAGGAGGAGGAGAAGCGGUGGGAGUGUGGCUACUCCUGCAACCCCCUGGCUAUCGUGGACCUCAUCGUUGACAUCAUGUUCAUCAUCGACAUCAUCAUCAACUUCCGCACCACCUACGUCAACGAGAACGACGAGGUGGUGAGCCACCCAGCCAAGAUCGCCAUCCAUUACUUCAAAGGCUGGUUCCUCAUCGAUAUUGUGGCCGCCAUCCCCUUUGACCUGCUCAUCUUCAGGUCUGGAUCUGAUGAGACCACCACCCUGAUUGGUCUCCUGAAGACGGCCCGCCUCCUGCGGCUGGUGCGAGUCGCCCGCAAGUUGGAUCGCUACUCUGAGUACGGAGCCGCGGUGCUCUUCCUGCUCAUGUGCACCUUUGCACUCAUCGCCCACUGGUUGGCGUGCAUCUGGUAUGCCAUCGGCAAUGUGGAGAGACCUUACAUGGUUCACAAGAUCGGCUGGCUAGACAAUCUGGGGGACCAAAUUGGGAAGCGCUACAAUGACAGCGAUGCCUCAUCCGGACCCUCCAUUAAGGACAAGUAUGUGACAGCUUUAUACUUCACCUUCAGCAGCCUGACCAGUGUCGGAUUUGGGAAUGUUUCCCCCAACACCAAUUCCGAGAAGAUCUUCUCUAUCUGCGUCAUGCUGAUUGGCUCUCUCAUGUACGCCAGUAUCUUCGGGAAUGUCUCGGCCAUCAUCCAGCGCCUGUACUCGGGCACUGCCCGCUACCACACCCAGAUGCUCCGAGUGAAAGAGUUUAUCCGCUUCCACCAGAUCCCCAACCCGCUGCGGCAGCGGCUGGAGGAGUACUUCCAGCACGCCUGGUCUUACACCAACGGCAUCGACAUGAAUGCGGUGCUGAAGGGUUUCCCUGAGUGCCUGCAGGCCGACAUCUGCCUCCACCUGAACCGGAGUCUGCUGCAGAACUGCCGGGCCUUCAGCGGAGCCAGCCCUGGCUGCCUGCGGGCCCUCGCCAUGAAGUUCAAGACUACCCAUGCACCCCCGGGUGACACCUUGGUGCACUACGGCGAUGUCCUCACCGCCCUCUACUUCAUCUCCCGCGGUUCCAUCGAGAUUCUGCGCAAUGAUGUGGUUGUCGCCAUCCUGGGGAAGAACGACACUUUUGGAGAGCCGAUCAGCCUCUACGCCAGGCCAGGAAAAUCGAACGGUGACGUGAGAGCACUAACGUACUGUGACUUGCACCGGAUUGUACGGGAGGACCUGCUGGAGGUACUGGACAUGUACCCCGAUUUCUCCAGCAACUUCUGGACAAACUUGGAGAUCACUUUCAACCUCAGAGAUACUGACAGAAUCCUCCGUUCACCCCCAAGUGAUGAUUCCGACGGUGGGCGCAGGCAGCUUCAUCAGAACAAACUUUCCUUCCGGAACAGGAGUGACACAGAUGGUAAGGGUGCAGGAGGGCGAGGUGGUGACCAGGUUCCACUGAUGACCCAGCGGACCCAGCCAGCCAGGGACUAUACCAGCGUGACACCAUGCUCCCAGACCAGUGACGAGAAUUUCAAGGCUUCAACCUGCAGCAUCACUGAGGUGAAGAACAGGUUCCCCGCCACAACAGUGAACCCCAUCUCUCCCAGUAUGGGCCACCUGCAGAACAGGGACAAAAGCAACGGGACCAAUCCCUUCACAGGUACGUACACCAGUGUGUCCAAUAUGUUCAGCUUCUGGACCGAGAGAAAAGGCAUUGAGUGCUUGGAGCCACACAGGCGUUCACUAUCAGCUCAUGCAAACCUAGAGACGGCAUCCAGCCUAGAGGAGAGGGCCAGGCUGGAGGUGGAGUCCAGGCUGGAAAUGCUGCACGCUCAGCUGAACAGGUUGGAGACCAGGAUGACAGCGGAUAUGAAUGUCAUCCUGCAACUACUACAGAGACAAGCAAUACCAGCGCCCGUGCCACCCGCCUACAGUGCUGUCUCCCCAGUGUCUCACCCCAUCGAUGUGUACACGCCCCUCUCCGCAGAACCCAAACUCACACCUUCUACUCAACCUACCCCUCCACUACAAACACCUGCUCUGGAGAGUCCAUGCUAUGUCAAGCCGGAGCAAGGCCAGGUGAAAUCCCGGGACUCCUUGUGCAGCGGAGUGCCGCUAGAUCAGGCUGUCAGCCUUCACCCUCUCCCUGCCCUGGAUACACAGCUCCAGAGUCCUGUUGCCUCGCCCACCUGCUUCAACACAGCUCGCUUCCCCUCACUCCCAGAGAACCUGGAAACCGCUGCAUGCACAGACAUUAAAAGGCAUGUUUCCGACCCAGUCCUUCCAGGUAGUUAGUGAUGUAAUCAGGAGUUUCAGGAACUUCCAUCAGUCCUCCCCUCCAUUUUCGAAGCACACCAUGUUGGCGCUGAUCUGGAUGUAUGCCAGUGGAUGGGAGAACAGGCAGGAUUGUGUCACCAGAGCUGCUCUCGGACACUGACGCAGAUCGGACUUGUAGGAAUUAGACAAAACUAAGAAGGAAUGAAGCAAGACUGAUUGACUUAUUUUUAUCACUUUAUUUUUAAGGUAUUUAUCAUUCACAGGAAAAGAACCACACAGAACUCUACGAACAGUCUCAGAGCAUUUCAUUAACACUGGUCUAGUUGCUGAUUGACAACGUUUGUUCAACGGGUUAGACUGGACAUUGGUGGGUUGCCAUGGAGGAAUAGAGGGUGUGCAGUGAGACACGGGACCUUUACUCUAUGUCUCACCCUGUUGUACCCGACAUUAAUAGGUAUGUGCUGAAGGGAGCUGCUUCUUUGUAUGCUGAGUGUAAUAUUAACUUUGGGCAAUGUGUAAGAGGGGCUGUUGCAGAUUGGCUGAGGAGUGUGCCUCUGCCUGGCAUUCCUUUCCAUUGUACUCUGUCUACCAGAGCCUGCUUUAUCCAUCGACAGCAGUUCAAAUCCCUCAACUGCAAACAACAAUGUAGGACUCCUGCAAAUCCUCUCCAACCUUACAUUCCAUCAACACUUCAAUCUGAAGACGAUUUGGCUUAUUUCAUCAAGUUUUUCAGUGUGAGUGUUUCCCAUGUGUCACAGCCAGUGAACACACUCUGCACCAAUUGCUCUCUCCAGGCAGUCAGCUCAUUGUUCCCAAUUCCUGUUGCCCUCACAACCCAGGAGCCGGAGACUCAGAUGGGACUCAUUUGCUGAAAGAUGAGUGAAACCUGAUUUAGCAAACGAAAAUAAGGGAAGUAAUCUGAUUGGUCUAGCAACUUUGUUCAAGGAGACAGAUUUGCACUGGGAGCAUUUAAUAAACAGUAAUCCUAUGGUCUGAACAUUGUUGUUCUUAUUGGACUGUGAAUCAAUGAGCAGAUUCUGGGCCACAAAGGGAAUACUGGAUACAGGAGAUCUGCCAUUUAGAAAAGACCUACUCAGACACCAUCCAGGUGCAUGGGGAAGAUCACAUAUGUUGUUCUGACCAAUAAACUUCCUCCCCCCCCCCCCAAAAAACAAACAAAAACACCCACACACAUCACAGAAACAGGCCCUUCAGCACACUUUGUUUGCCAACUAACACCAUUUUCCAUGCCUUGGCAACUGAAGUGCUUGUCCAGAUACCU
Mobula hypostoma (lesser devil ray) is the source of this 5275-nucleotide messenger RNA. RefSeq names its product potassium voltage-gated channel, subfamily H (eag-related), member 6a (gene kcnh6a). The coding region runs from base 424 to 4011 and encodes 1195 amino acids. Gene Ontology annotation, biological process: membrane repolarization during action potential; regulation of heart rate by cardiac conduction; regulation of ventricular cardiac muscle cell membrane repolarization. Gene Ontology annotation, cellular component: plasma membrane. Lineage: Eukaryota; Metazoa; Chordata; Chondrichthyes; Myliobatiformes; Myliobatidae. The record is from RefSeq and is a predicted model, not a curated record. The transcript is spliced from 16 exons. Gene Ontology annotation, molecular function: inward rectifier potassium channel activity.